AUGAUUCAUAAUUGAAGCCAGGCCAAACCCAAAAUCCCUCUUUCUCCCAAACAGAAGAAAACAGAACGAGAAACCCACUAAGAGAAAACGCCCCCUUUGAACUUAACCAACAAAAAUGAGCAGCUCCAGCAGCUUUAGCAGGUUCUAUGAUACCUGGUUCGACCAACUCAAUCAACUUCUGGAACAAUUGAGGACAGCCCCCAAACCACCAAGCAGCCAAGAUGAUAGAAGCCAUCUUAUUAGCCUAGCCCAAAAGAUCGUAAGCCACUAUGCCGAGUUCUAUAGGGUGAAAUCUAUGGCCAUAGAGAGUGACGUUUUGUCAGUCUUCACAGCCCCUUGGGCCUCCUGCUUCGAGAGGUCGCUUCACUGGAUUGCUGGGUGGCGACCCACCACCUUGUUUCACCUUGUCUACACUGAGUCUAGUAUUCUUUUUGAGUUUCAUAUUGCUGAUAUUUUAAAGGGCCGAAGUACUGGAGAUCUUGGUGAUCUAUCACCUAAUCAAUUCAGGAGAGUCAGUGAGUUACAAUGUGAGACAGUGAAAGAAGAGAAUGCGAUAACAGGUGAGCUAUCAGAGUGGCAAGCUAGUGCAAAUGAGGUAAUGUUGGGGUCAUUCACAGAUCUUGGUGACAAGGUCGGACGGCUGGUGAGUGUUGUGAAGAAGGCAGAUGACCUAAGGCUGAGAACAAUCAGGAGGGUUGUUGAAUUAUUGACCACACAGCAAGCAGUGGAAUUCUUGGUUGCUGCUGGUGAAUUGCAGUUUGGAGUCUACGGGUGGGGGAGGAAGCUUGAUCACCGCCCAUGUCAAAGUGUUUGAUGCCGAAACAAUCAAGAUUUGGGUGUGUUUGUUUACGUUUUGUACUGCAGGAAUCUCCAAAAACAGUUUUAUGUGCUAGAAGAUGUCCAAUUUACUAGUAGUUUUUGGUACUUCACCAACAAUUUUAUGUGCUAGAUG
Populus nigra (black poplar) is the source of this 952-nucleotide messenger RNA. RefSeq names its product protein DOG1-like 4. NCBI's taxonomy places the organism in Eukaryota, Viridiplantae, Streptophyta, Magnoliopsida, Malpighiales, Salicaceae. The transcript is spliced from 2 exons. Gene Ontology annotation, biological process: DNA-templated transcription. Gene Ontology annotation, molecular function: sequence-specific DNA binding. The coding region runs from base 116 to 814 and encodes 232 amino acids. The record is from RefSeq and is a predicted model, not a curated record.